CCACUUCCCUUAUAUUCAUGCCACCCUCUAACUUUUCAUACAAAUCUUUCUACCUUUCUUCUCGGUGUGCACCGCAAUAGGGCCUACCCUUUUGUUUGAUUCUUCUUCAUUUCCUCUUCUUCGUUUUUUUCAUUCUUAAUCUCUGGUAAAAAUGUUCAUUGAGAAUUUUAAGGUUGAGAGUCCUAAUGUGAAGUACACCGAGACCGAGAUUCAGUCCGUCUAUAAUUACGAAACCACCGAGCUUGUUCACGAGAACAGGAACGGCACCUAUCAGUGGAUUGUCAAACCCAAAUCCGUCAAAUAUGAAUUUAAAACCAACACCCAUGUCCCUAAAUUGGGGGUAAUGCUUGUGGGGUGGGGUGGAAACAACGGUUCAACCCUCACCGGUGGUGUUAUUGCAAACAGAGAGGGCAUUUCAUGGGCAACAAAGGACAAGAUUCAACAAGCCAAUUAUUUUGGUUCCCUCACCCAAGCUUCUGCCAUCCGAGUUGGGUCCUUCCAGGGAGAGGAGAUCUAUGCUCCAUUCAAGAGCCUUCUUCCAAUGGUUAACCCUGACGACAUUGUGUUUGGGGGAUGGGAUAUCAGUGACAUGAACCUGGCUGAUGCGAUGGGUAGGGCCAAGGUGUUUGACAUCGAUUUGCAGAAGCAGUUGAGGCCUUAUAUGGAAUCCAUGGUUCCACUCCCUGGAAUCUAUGACCCAGAUUUCAUUGCUGCCAACCAAGAAGAACGUGCCAACAAUGUGAUCAAGGGCACAAAGAAAGAACAAGUUGCACAAAUCAUCAAAGACAUUAAGGAGUUUAAAGCAGCCACCAAAGUGGACAGGGUGGUUGUCCUGUGGACUGCCAACACAGAGAGGUACAGUAAUUUGGUUGUGGGUCUAAAUGACACCACGGAGAACCUCUUGGCUGCUCUGGACAGAAAUGAGGCUGAGAUUUCUCCCUCCACCUUGUAUGCCAUCGCUUGUGUUAUGGAAAAUGUUCCAUUCAUCAACGGAAGCCCUCAGAACACUUUUGUUCCAGGGCUGAUUGAUUUUGCCAUCGAGAAAAACAGUUUGAUUGGAGGAGAUGACUUUAAGAGUGGUCAGACCAAGAUGAAAUCCGUGCUGGUAGAUUUCCUUGUGGGGGCUGGUAUCAAGCCAACAUCAAUAGUUAGUUACAACCAUCUGGGAAAUAAUGAUGGUAUGAAUCUCUCUGCUCCACAAACCUUCCGUUCCAAGGAAAUCUCCAAGAGCAAUGUUGUUGAUGAUAUGGUCAACAGCAAUGCCCUCCUCUAUGAGCCCGGUGAACAUCCUGACCAUGUUGUUGUUAUUAAGUAUGUGCCUUACGUUGGGGACAGCAAGAGAGCCAUGGAUGAGUACACUUCUGAGAUAUUCAUGGGUGGAAAGAGCACCAUUGUUUUGCACAACACAUGCGAGGAUUCUCUCUUAGCUGCUCCUAUUAUCUUAGACUUGGUCCUUCUUGCUGAGCUUAGCACUCGUAUCCAGUUCAAGGCUGAAAAGGAGGGAAAAUUCCACUCAUUCCACCCAGUUGCUACCAUUCUCAGUUACCUGACCAAGGCUCCUUUGGUUCCACCGGGUACACCAGUGGUGAAUGCAUUGUCGAAGCAGCGUGCCAUGCUGGAAAACAUUCUGAGAGCUUGUGUUGGACUUGCCCCAGAGAAUAACAUGAUUCUUGAGUACAAGUGAAGCAUGGAUUAGAAGCAAAACUUUCUUGGGGUGCCGGCUUGAAUGUUUUCUGUCAAUAUGUUUGGUUAUGUUUUCAAGUGUAAUUUGGUUGCUUCUGCUCAUGAAUGCUUUAGAGCAGGGCAUGUCUGUUUUUUCUAGGUGCAUGAAUGGAUGUAUAAUUUGUGUCCGUCCGAAUUUUUUGUUUAUUCUCCUACUACCCUUUAUUUUUAUCAUUUUUCAGAGGCAAUCCCCAAUAUAAAGCCUUUUUUCUUAUGAGAAAAAAGAAAUUCGGAGUUUA
This is a messenger RNA of Vigna unguiculata (cowpea), 1961 nucleotides long. RefSeq names its product inositol-3-phosphate synthase-like. Gene Ontology annotation, molecular function: inositol-3-phosphate synthase activity. NCBI's taxonomy places the organism in Eukaryota, Viridiplantae, Streptophyta, Magnoliopsida, Fabales, Fabaceae. Gene Ontology annotation, biological process: inositol biosynthetic process; phospholipid biosynthetic process. The record is from RefSeq and is a predicted model, not a curated record.